UACGGUUUAAUUUAGAGAUAGAGACGGCGUGUUCAUUUCAAUAAUUGAUUUAUAGAUUUUAUUUAUAAUUAUAAAUAUAUUUUUUUUUUGAAAAAAUACCGUUUAAAAAUUUAUAAAUUAUGUUUCAUAGCAAUUAACAUUUAGAUAACUAUUAAACUGUUCAUACUUGCAUUACACGUGAUUUACGAUGUACGUGUUUACGGUUGGAUUAGAACACGCCUAAUAGUCGAUUGAUUCUGAGGUGAUGUUAUUUUCUUGGUGACAACUUCCAAAAAGUCUUCAAAUAAGUGUUUUCUUUAUAUAAAUCAAUUUAUAUUUAAAUGGAUAAGGUAGAAGAUAUGACUCAUUCGUAUGCCUUACCAGAUCAAUACAUGGUUCAUGUAGAAGAUAUGGAAGAUGAACAUGAGCAAUUAACUGCGGAAAACACGGAUGAUUCAAAUCAUGAUGGAGACAAAAUUGGGGCACCUUUACGGGAACAAGACAGAUUUCUACCUAUCGCCAAUGUUGCAAAGAUUAUGAAAAAAGCAAUCCCUGAAACGGGAAAGGUAAAUAACAAAAUUGCAAAAGAUGCCAGAGAAUGUGUUCAGGAAUGUGUAUCUGAAUUUAUUAGUUUUAUUACUAGCGAAGCUAGUGAUCGCUGUCACAUGGAGAAAAGGAAAACGAUAAACGGAGAAGAUAUAUUGUUCGCAAUGAGCACACUGGGAUUUGAUAAUUAUGUGGAGCCUUUAAAAAUAUAUUUACAGAAGUAUAGAGAGGCAGCUAAAAGCGAUAAGAACCUUACGUCUGGUGACCUGUUGUAUGAAGAAAUCCCAGAAGAAUCUUAUAACACGUCUGGCAAUAAUAUAUUGACUACUACGGAGAAUGGAGGUACGGAAACAGUGAUAUAUACAUACCAAGAUAAUAAUUCUCUUCAUCAAUUUCAGUUAGGAUAGAGAAUAUAAUUAUAUAUUUUGUAAUUUUAUAGAUUUAAUUUGUUAUUACAUUAUCGUUUAUUAUAUAAUUA
Molecule: messenger RNA, 1003 nt
Organism: Anoplophora glabripennis (Asian longhorned beetle)
Lineage: Eukaryota; Metazoa; Arthropoda; Insecta; Coleoptera; Cerambycidae
Gene: Nf-YB
Product: nuclear transcription factor Y subunit beta
Exons: 5
Coding region: 321-932 (203 amino acids)
Biological process (GO): regulation of transcription by RNA polymerase II
Cellular component (GO): nucleus; CCAAT-binding factor complex
Molecular function (GO): DNA-binding transcription activator activity, RNA polymerase II-specific; RNA polymerase II cis-regulatory region sequence-specific DNA binding; protein heterodimerization activity
Source: RefSeq, a predicted model, not a curated record